AUGACCGAGACGAAGUUUCGUCUUCGUGCCAGUCUUUGGUAUGGCUUCAAAUUGGGCAAAAAUGCCGUUGAAUCCCAUCGAGAUCUCUGCAAAAUAUUUGGCGAAGAUGCUAUUUCGGAAAGCCAGUGUCAACGAUUUCGAGAAGGAAAUGAAUCUUUGAAAGACGACGACCACCUCCUGCGAUCGAUAAUGCAGUAC
This is a messenger RNA of Mesorhabditis belari, 198 nucleotides long. Lineage: Eukaryota; Metazoa; Nematoda; Chromadorea; Rhabditida; Rhabditidae. The record is from the annotation of a GenBank genome assembly.